Bombus impatiens (common eastern bumble bee) is the source of this 1591-nucleotide messenger RNA. RefSeq names its product dopamine N-acetyltransferase. The record is from RefSeq and is a predicted model, not a curated record. Bases 552 to 1337 code for a protein of 261 amino acids. The transcript has 4 exons. Gene Ontology annotation, molecular function: N-acetyltransferase activity. Lineage: Eukaryota; Metazoa; Arthropoda; Insecta; Hymenoptera; Apidae.
AGAGACUCGAAAGAGGAACUCGCGCGACUAAUUAUUAGCGGAAAGAACGGAAAUACGUCGCGAGAGAGAUGAUCGAACGUGUACGCGAACGUUAUGUAAAGUAUCCUUUCCAAUUCCUAAAAGAUGCAUAUCAAUCUCGCUUGAAAAAUGUUCGUUUCCUGGCGAAAAGAUCGAUUGCUUAAGAGACAAACCAUACGUAUAACGAAAAAAUAUAAGAAUACAAAAAGUCGAGCAAGACACGCUGACGAUCAAAUGCCGAUAUUUCUGAUCGCUAAGCAUCCUAAACAGUAUUCGUCUGUCCUUGAACCUGUAAGAAUGGCUUUUGCCCGUACUGAGAGUAUAUAAGACUGACGACGUCCUAUCACAAAGCGCAGUGUUAGAUUACCACCUCGACGUCAAGAACGAGCCUCGCGUUAUUGACAAACUCGACGGUGUUUCUACAUUCAGUGGUCAAUUGAAUCAACAAUUGUCAUCGUUUCGAAACGAUAUCAUCGCCGAAAUUUUAACAAAACCGGUUUCGAACGUAUAAGAUUCACGUUGAAUAUUACAUUAUGGAAACUGCGCUAUCUACGGACUUGGUCAAUUCUGCUCGUAGCGAUGUCGGCAAGAGUCAAACCACUUUCGCGAAAGAUGUGCCGAAAAUGGUCAAGUAUACGCUGGCUGAUUCAGCGAACAGCGAAAGAACUGACAUGGACUAUCAGAUUCAAUCGGUCACUAAAGAUGAUAAGCUCAGGGUACUUAACUUUCUCAAGCGGUACUUCUUCAGAGACGAGCCGCUCAAUCAAUCGAUCCAAUUGCUAGCAGGUAGAGAAGACUUCACUUGCACGGAAUUGGAGGAGUAUAGUCUAACUUCCCUUGAGAACGAUCUCAAUCUGAUAGCAGUCGUACCGAACGGUACUUUAGUUGGUGUAGUAUUAAAUGGAAAGAUGGAUCCUCCAUGCGACGAAGAACCACACUACAUAUCUAGGUGUCGAAACCCAAAAUUCAAAAAAAUUCUUCAGUUACUGCAUCACGUGGAUCAGAAAGUAAAUUGCGAAGAAAAUUUCCACGGGUUGGAUGUCUUGGAAAUUAAAAUAAUUUCCGUAGAUUGUGAGUGGCGAGGCAGAGGCGUUGCCAAAGCGCUGCUAGAAAGAACACUUGAAAUUGGGAAAGAGAGAGGCUUUCAAAUGGCACGUGCCGACUGCUCGUCCUCUUUUUCUGGGAAACUAUGUGCACGAAUGGGCUUUGAACGAGUCUACGAACUCAACUAUGCGGAUUAUCUAGACGAAGAUGGUAAUCCUAUCUUUUCCCCUGAAUCGCCACAUACAAAAAUUGUUUCGUACAUUAAGAGAUUGUGAAAAGCGUCAUAAUACGUAUUUGAAAUCAGGUACCCGUUUAAAAUCGAGUAUAACUCAGAAACGCAUUCCUAUAUCUACGUUAUAUUUUUCUUAUUAUCAAAUAUCCGUACACGUGAUACAUUUCUUUUCUGAAUGUUUCUUUUCUUUUGUAAACAUUUUUUUUUUCUAUGAAUUAAUCUGAUAUCUCUAUAAUUAUUUCAUCGCAAUGCCAUAAAAACGAAUUGUGCCAAAAUAUCAACAAUAAUAAAGUUUAA